UAUUCCCAAGCCCACCAUCUCUCUGUCUCGACUGCCUUGCCUCACAGAGCCAAUGUCUAGGCUGUCUCCCUAAUGCAAACGUGAAUUAACUUCUCAGUAAUGGAGAUCGCUGUGAACCGGGGCGCUCGCAUUUCCACCUAAGCGGAGUGAGACAGACAGCACGGACGAAUAACAGACUCGACGUCGAUGAAGUGUGCGAUUUAAUAACUGGAGCACCGCGUCCGUUUAUCAUACUCUUGCUUAUAAGCGUUUUUUUAAACUCUCAAAAUAGAGCCUAAUUCGGCAAGUUAUCGCCAAUAACACCAGGAUAACAAGUCUGUUCAACCUCUCUACAGACCGACAAAUAGCUAAGUUGAUGACUCAGAAGGAUUCCUUUCUCUUGGCCACUUCAUCACUGUCGUUGAAGACGGAUUAUCCAAACCAUUCAACAAGGAAACUCCUUCCUAUCGAGACCUUGGCUCCCGAAGAAUGAGCUACCAAUGAGUCAUCCUCCAGCCCUCUCGUCUCUCCCUGGCUGGGGAGUCUUCUAGAAGGGGGCCCCUCCUGACCACCAUGAAAGGGUUAGGAGCCAACCGCAACCGCCACCUGUCCGACUCCUGCGACCCCACCCAGGGCCCCCCGGAGCCCCUGUACCCCCACCAGGCCUCCACCCUGCCUCGGAGCCCCUACCUUCUCAGCCCCACCAGCAUGGACCACUACGGCACCAUGGACCCGCACCACUACAACCCCUCAGUGGACCCCCACUACAACCAGGGCUCCCUGCCCCCGGACUACUCUCUCCCCCUCAACAACCAGCUGUCCAACAGUAGUACCUUCCCCCGCAUCCACUACAACGCCCACUACUACCCGUCCGACCUCUCCCCGCCGCAGGAGGACAGCAUCGGGGGCAUUAGGACGGGAACCCUGGGCACCUCCAUGUCCAUGGGCAUGGGGAUGGGCAUGGGGAUGCAUGGCUCGAGUGGCAUGGGGGGCCUGCAGAGCAGCCGUGGGUCCAUGAUCACCAGUGGUUCGGCCACCAUCUCCGGCGGGGCCAAGAUGAACCGACAGCUUGCGCCUAACCUGCUGGAUCAGUUGGACAAGCAGCUGCCUGGGGGGCCCAGAGAUGGCUUCAGCACACUGCAGUUCCACCGGAGCACAUCGGCCGCCCUCUCCGCCGCCUCCAAGCAGCGCACCGACAGCCCUGGGCGCAUCCGUAACCUGGUGUGCUCCGUCCAGAAGCUCUUCGCCAAGUCACAGUCCAUGGACGGCCACAACCUCAAGGGCGUCAACGGGCGAUCGGGAGCAGGAAGCGGCAGUGGUGGGACCUCAUCCGGGACCGAAGACGGUGGGAAGCGGGACCAGCGAGCAAAGAGCAAAGACCGGGGCGGGGCUAAGUCAGACAGGGGCGGGACGGGAAAGCGGCGGCCGCGCUCCAACAUGUCGGGCUACUGGAGCUCGGACGACCUGGACAGUGCCGACCUCAGCAACUACCGCAACCCCAUAGCCAUGACACUGGGACGACCCACAGCCCACGCCACCCAGCACGCUACCCACGGUACUACCUACGACUCCCAGCAGGGGGCAUUACAGCAGCAGCAGCAGGGGCAGCAGAGCCGCUACGUGGUCCACAGCGGAUACAACACCAUCAGCUCAUCCAAGAGCAACAACGAGGUCAUGAAGUACCAGCAGGCACUGCUGGGUCCUGGGGAUGGAGGUGGGGGAGGAGGAGGAGGAGGAGGAGGAGGUGGAGCUGGGAUCAGCAUGGGGGUGAACAGUAAUGACUAUAUGAAGGGGGGUUCAUGGUCGACGCUGACCCUGGGACACCCCAGACAGGUGCUGCAGAAGGGCCACUCAGCCACCCUGGACCGGUCCAUGCUCAAGUCCAAGUCGUGCCAGCAGGAGCUGGCCUGCCACUACCUGCAAGUGGGCCGACGGGGGGACUGGAGUAACACGCUAGGUCGCAGCGGUGGGGGAGGCGGAGACAAUGAGAUCCCAUGCAGGCGCAUGCGGAGUGGCAGCUACGUGAAGGCCAUGGGUGACCUGGAGGACAGCGAUGACUCGGACGGCAGCAUCAAGCCCUCGCCCAAAAUGGCCGCCCGCCGCCAGAGCUACCUCAGGGCCACCCAGCAGUCUCUGAGCGACCAGCUACCGUCACGCAACUGUCUUCCCUCUCUGAGAGAGCUGUCCACCAACCGUAGCCUGGAUAACCUGGACUGUCUGGGGGGUCCGGUGGGGGGCUCCCCGUUCCCCCGCUGGGACGAUGAGGACUUCAGCCAGGGUGGCACCCUGGGGAGGAGCAGCUGCUUGGGCCAGCUACGAGACCUGGAGAUGUUGAGCCAACGCUACGAGGAUAGCUGCUCCGAGUCGGCGUUCCGAGAUUCCCACACACUCUCGCGCUCCCAUUUCCAGGCAGUGGAGCCUCCAGAUCUACCCAUGCCCACGUGCUUCCGAUCUCGUAGCCAUAGUUACCUGCGAGCCAUCCAGGCCGGAUGCUCGCAGGAUGACGACACUGCUUCCGUGGACUCUGAUUCGCCGCCGCCGACCGCCACUACUGUUCGCACCUACAGCACCAGCACUGUCUCCACAUGCAUCACAACCUGUAAGAAGCCGGCGCCCCCGCCCGUGCCGCCCCGCACCACAUCCAAACCCUACAUCUCGGUGACGGUGCAGAGCAGCACUGAGUCGGCCCAGGACACCUACCUGGAUCACCAGUCUGAGCGCGACCGCCGCAGUGAGACCAUCACCAGCCUGUCUAGCCAGGCCCACAGCAAUUCCUCCGACAGCCUCGACAGCACGCGCGCCAACAGCCUGGCUCGGGGUGUCCCUCGGCCCAUCCCCGUCCCCGUCGCCACCCACCGGGAACCCCUUGCCACCACCGUCCACCACACCAUCACCGGGACUGACACCAAUGACUUCCAGCAUGAACCCCUGAGUACGGGCGCCAACAGAGGGAGCCUGACAGCAGAGGAGCCACGAGCGGACAUCGUGCCCCGGAGAAAGCUCUCCUCCAUAGGGAUACAGGUUGACUGCAUUCAGGAGGAAGCCCAGCGAGAGGAGACACCGACAACGCCAUUGACCAGAUUCCAGUCAAUCGGAAUCCAGGCGGACGACGGUUGGCAGCUCAGUCACUCCAGUAGCAUGGCCUCCAAGCAGGAGACAGACUCUGACAGACAGGACCUUCCCAUCAACUCGCACACCAACUCCCACGCCAAGCCAGCCGCCGAGAAGAAGAGCAUGGUCAACAGUGCCUGCCAAUCCAUGGACUCGCCCCCGUGCGGCGGCCAGGUCAGCAAGGGCAACGGAUCAAAUCCCACCACUGACACCAGUACGUCGCCACCUCCGCUUCGGCAGAUCCUCAACCGCUCCACCACACGGUCCGACUCCUCCGACUCCUUCUCCGAGAGCAUGGAUCCGGCCCUGGACCCCUCGUCCCUGCCCCCUCCGGACCCCUGGCUGGAGAGCGGGAACGGAAAUGGCGGCAGCGGGAACCCUAACUCGGUGCCCCCUCCUGGCCCUGCCUGCCGGCGGGACGGCCACUGGUUCCUCAAGCUGCUGCAGGCGGAGACGGGCCGCAUGGAGGGUUGGUGCCAGCAGAUGGAGCAAGAGACCAAAGACAACCAGCUCUCAGAGGAGGUGUUGGGGAAGGUCCGCAGUGCAGUGGGCAGUGCUCAGCUCCUCAUGACCAAGAAAUUUGAGCAGUUCAGAGGACUGUGUGAACAAAACUUGAAUGUGAACGCCAACCCGCGGCCCACAGCCCAGGACCUGGCGGGCUUCUGGGACCUGUUGCAGCUCUCCAUCGAGGACAUCAGCCUCAAAUUUGACGAGCUCUACCACCUCAAGUCCAGCGACUGGCAGCCCCCUGCCGUGGCCCACUCGCCCCCCGAGCGGAAGGAGGACAAAAAGGAGCCCCCUCCUCCAGUGCCAAAGAAGCCCGGUAAGGGGAGGCCGGUGCUGGGCCGCGAGAAGAGCGCAGACUCGGCCUCGUCCACCUCUUCGGCGGAGAAGCAGCGGACGGAGGCCCGCAAGCGCCUACUGGCUGCCAAGAGGGCUGCCUCGGUCCGGCAGAACUCAGCCACGGAGAGCGCCGACAGCAUCGAGAUUUAUGUCCCUGAGGCCCAGACCCGCCUCUGAGAGAGAGUGAGAGAGAGAGAAAGUGUGUGAGAGAGUGUGUGAGAGAGUGAGAGAGUGAGAGAGAGAAAAUAAUGGUCUCCUCACCAUACACACAGGGUAGGCUGGUGUUGGUGGGAGCCAGUCUAGAUGGAGUGAGAAAGAAAGAAAGAAAGAGAGAGAGAACUUUUGGCCUGUAGACUAUAUGGGGAAUACUUGUCUCCUCUCACGAGGCUGCAAUGGAAAAACCUAAACCACAGACUUUGUUACUAUUGUUACAACUUUUUUGGGUUAUUUUAUUAGGAUCCCCAUUAGCUCUUGCGAAAGCAGCAGCUACUCUUCCUGGGGUCCACACAAAACAUGAAACAUUACAUAAUACAGAACAUGAAUAGACAAUAACAGCAUACAUUUACAAUGUCACACAUAGCCUACAUAUUAGUACAAACACACAAAACUCUUGAUUAUUACUCAAAUUAUGAACAUUGUUAUUGAUGAUGGUAUUAUUAUCUCCUAAAGAAACUAUAUCAAGACUGUUUUAGAUGUACCUGUAUCUUGGCUAUAAGAGAUCUAAUAUGCGGACAGAGUAAGCGUUUGUGCUUUCCAAUGCCCCUCCCACCUCCCUCUCCCUUGCCUUGGCCAACCCAUAGUUUACACAACGCCACCAUGUGGUCAAAUGUACACACACUUACUCAGAGGAGCACUCACACACACCCACACCCACACACACAUCAGACCCACAGCUAUCUAUGUCUUCCUGGUGCUUUUUUGUUUGUUUUGUUUUUAUUUGUUUUGUAUGAGCCCUUGCCUGCAGUUCUAGAUUCUUGAGGGGUUUUGUAGAGCAGGGUACUUAAAACUGAGUUAGGAAAUAGGGGAUUGGGGUAUUUAAUGUCAAAUAUCACAACUUGUAUAAGUGAGAUCUAUUGAAAACAUAAUGUAUGUUUUUGAGUUAAUUAUUGUCCAACCUUGAAAAAAAUAUAUUUAAAAAAAAUAAAAAAUAUUAGGUGCUUUAUAACUGACUCAAACUACACUCAAACAUCAAUAUUUACUGGAAUAUCAUUUGAAGAUCCUACUUUUCCAUUGAGAUGCUAUUGUUUUCUGCCAUUUUGGUCCUAGGAUGUAUUCAUCAGCCAAUGUCCAGACUUUGUACUCUCAUGUCUCUCCAUUGGUCUGUGUCUGUGAAUUUACUAAUCAGUCCUAUUUAUAAGGCACCACACAGGGGACAAACAGACUGAAACCUGGUGGAACUACCUGAAUAAUCAAUAAGAAAUGCUUGUUUAAUUUUCCUUUGCAGAACGUUUCGCUACGUUGUCCCCUAAUGAAUACAACCAUGGUGUAGGUAUAUCAGAUCAAUUGAAUAUAAAUUUAGGUUUUGGGUAAAACUUGCACAUAGAGGGGUCAGACAGGACCACCAUUGAGAACCGUCCCACUGGGCAAAAUGUGGUUGAGUUUGUAUUGUUUCCCUGUUAUUUCAGGAUACUUUUACCAACGUUAUCAUGUUGCAUCAUUGUGGCUAUUUCAUCGAACAUUUCAAAAGUCUGUGGGUUUUUAAAGUAGGUACUUCUAGUAACUCAAGCUUGUUGCAGCAGCAAUAUCAUUCAAAGGUUAGAGGGGUUUCUUUCCCCAACUUCUGUCUCAACUUCCCUUUCUACAAUUCACCUCUGGUGAUUUGGCGUCACUGUUUUUUAUAUUGUAAUUGAGUUUUCACAGAUGCUGGUGCGUUUCCCAUAUGGGACCACUACUCAGUUUGCAUGGGAAAGUUCUGGUCAAUUCCACCUCAAAUUCCAGUCACUUCAACCAUAGUUUCAUUUGCUAUCCUAUAGAGAUUUUUAAUGGAAUUGAGCCCAAUUCGGACUUAUGGUUAAGCAUCAAAUAACUUUGACUAAUACCUGCUUAAUUACAGUAUUGUAGGUGACUAUUCUCCAUACUGCACAUGCCCAUGUAAAUGAUUUGUGAUUCACUACACUGCAUAUUUAGUGCUACUGUAUGGCUUUUACCACAUCACGGUUCCUGACCAGACAGCCUCUUCAAAAGAGAUGGAGAAAGGAAAGGAUACUAGAGAAAGGAAAGGAGACUAGGAAAGAGAUUAGGAGAGGAAACCACUUUAGACUAGUGAGAUGUUUCAGUAGUACUAUGUUGGAAGUUUUUCUCUUAUCCCCUCUACUGGUAAUAGUUUGCACUACAUCUCAAUUGUCCAUGACAGUUUUGGAGGGAAGGAUUUCAUUCUUGAAUGUAGAAGAAACACAUUGUUUUACAUUUUUUUAACCAAGCACCCUGUCAUAUCGCUGCCUGCCAUUGUUGUAGUUUUCUUUAUUUUCGUUAAAUAUCAUCCCUAACUACCUACACUAAAAUUGAGACAAAUGAUUAAAUCUCUAUUAUAUUACAUCUAUUUGUCAUUUCUUUGACAUCAUUUAUUUUUGAAAAUGCUGUUGGUACUUUAACAAAAAAUAAAUGCAUUACCCUUCUGCCUGUGUGGGAAAUAAGUAUAGCCAUCAGGUGAUUCACUCUCUCAAGAUGCCUGUGAAAGUGGAAAAUGUAAUGAUUCCAGUCCAGUAAUAAAAAGUAGCCUAAUCUCUCAUCUAACAACACAUAUUAACUUUGUCAAAUGAGAUCAAUAAGUUUGACAUCCUAUGGUAUUUCAUUCACCACUAGGGGACAUUUAUUAGAGGGGUAACUGUCAAAAGUUGGUGAUUUUGAAAUGAUGAAACCCUGAUGAAGACAGCUUGCUGUCGAAACAUUUGUAAAUAAAUAAUUGCAUCGGA
Molecule: messenger RNA, 6845 nt
Organism: Coregonus clupeaformis (lake whitefish)
Lineage: Eukaryota; Metazoa; Chordata; Actinopteri; Salmoniformes; Salmonidae
Product: disks large-associated protein 4-like
Exons: 13
Coding region: 553-4110 (1185 amino acids)
Biological process (GO): signaling
Cellular component (GO): postsynaptic specialization; glutamatergic synapse
Molecular function (GO): molecular adaptor activity
Source: RefSeq, a predicted model, not a curated record